Rhodamnia argentea is the source of this 1436-nucleotide messenger RNA. Its product is annotated as proteasome subunit beta type-7-A-like. The transcript has 9 exons. The record is from RefSeq and is a predicted model, not a curated record. Gene Ontology annotation, cellular component: proteasome core complex. Bases 193 to 1017 code for a protein of 274 amino acids. Gene Ontology annotation, molecular function: threonine-type endopeptidase activity. NCBI's taxonomy places the organism in Eukaryota, Viridiplantae, Streptophyta, Magnoliopsida, Myrtales, Myrtaceae.
GAAGCCAGUGAAAGCGAGGAAGAAAAAUGAAGAAGAAGAAGAGGCAAAGCCUGAAGUGAUACGAACGAGCACACACUCUGCUCUCUUGACUGUCGUCUGCAUCAUCAGUGGAGAUUGAUCCUUCGGUCUCUGCUUCGUACGCUGUCGAACCGCUGCUCCGUGCGUCUCCCAGCAGGUCUACUUAAAUUCAAAAUGUCUACUAAGGCAACAAUAGAUCUCCCUCCAAAAGGUGGAUUUAGUUUCGAUCUGUGCAGGAGAAAUGAUAUGCUAUCAAAGAAGGGUGUUAGCCCUCCAUCAUAUCGGAAAACUGGAACAACCAUUGUUGGAAUAAUUUUCCAGGAUGGAGUUAUUCUUGGAGCAGACACUAGAGCUACUGAAGGACCCAUAGUUUGUGAUAAGAAUUGCGAGAAAAUCCACUACAUGGCACCAAACAUAUAUUGCUGUGGCGCUGGGACUGCUGCCGAUACAGAGGCUGUGACAGACAUGGUAAGUUCACAGUUACAGCUGCAUCGCUACCAUAUAGGCCGAGAAUCUAGGGUUGUGACAGCUUUGACCCUCCUUAAGCGACAUCUUUUCAGCUACCAGGGUUAUGUCCAAGCUGCUUUGGUACUCGGUGGUGUCGAUGUCACAGGACCUCAUCUGCAUACGAUAUAUCCCCAUGGAUCAACUGACACAUUGCCGUUUGCUACGAUGGGAUCUGGUUCGCUGGCUGCAAUGUCUGUAUUUGAAUCAAAGUACAGGGAAGGCUUAACUAAAGAUGAAGGAAUUACUCUUGUUUCUGAGGCGAUAUGUGCUGGUAUAUUCAAUGACCUGGGAAGUGGAAGCAAUGUUGAUGUUUGUGUAAUAACGAAGGGUCACAAGGAAUACCUCAGAAACCACCUUUUGCCGAAUUCUGAUGUUUAUGCACUCAAGAGAGAGUACACUUUUCCUAAGAAGACUGAGGUUCUGCUAACGAAAGUCACGCCACUGAAGGAGAAAGUGGAAAUCAUUGAAGGAGGAGAUGCAAUGGAAGAGUAAUCAUCGCUAGCGGUCGAAGAGGGUUGAGCUUUUAAUUGGCCCUAUUGCAGCUCCAAUACUUCAUGAACCGGGCGUGAGAUGGGCGCAUAUAAAUUCGAGCGGCUGCUAGCCUUCAAUUCGAAAGCUAGAGCAACUGGUUGCUUGUUCAUCCUCUCCCCACUUAUGUUUCGUGUAGCUCCAUAGCCAUGUUCGAAAGCGCUUACUAUGUAAUGGAUUUCAUUGGGGCAUGGUUUGAACUUUCCUCAAGUGUCCAUUCGUCCGUCCGUCAUGUGAAAUGGUUUUUUAUGAGUAUGUAAGGACCGUUGGACCUCGCACGAGUUAGGAAGCAGAUCCAGCGAUUUUGGACGACGAGUUGAUCUCAUGGUUACUGAAGAGAAAGCAAAGCACGUGGUAAAGAGGUCCAACGGACCGUGCCAAUU